Messenger RNA from Adineta steineri, 1098 nucleotides. Lineage: Eukaryota; Metazoa; Rotifera; Eurotatoria; Adinetida; Adinetidae. The record is from the annotation of a GenBank genome assembly.
AUGCGUCAAAUGACAGGUGAUAUAUUAUCAGUUGGAUCAGAAUUAUUUGUUUAUCAAUCAAAUAUUGAAUUAAAACAAUUUUCAUCAAAUCGUUUAGAUUUAAUAUUAAAAUCCGUUAAUUUAAAUGAUUCAGGUCUUUAUACAUGUAUGUUUAAUGAUGAAAAAUUAAUUUCAUUUUUAAUUGAAAUACUUGUUGCGCCACAUUUUGUAUCAUAUUAUCCAUUGGAAGGAAGUAUUUCAUAUCCAGAAGGUUCUUCAUUGAAUUUAUCUUGUCAUGCUUUUGCUAUUCCAUCUGUUAAUAUAAGUUGGAUUUUUAAAAAUAAAAUCAAACAUUCAAAAAGUAUACAUCAUGGUGAAAAUCUAUAUUUAACAUCUAUUCAACCAUCAGAUAGUGGUUUAUAUGAAUGUGUUGCUUCAAAUAUGUAUCAUGCAUCGAUUAGUCGUGCUUUUUAUGUUACUGUUCAAUAUGUCCCUCAUGUAUUAAUAUUAAAUGAUAAAAUAAGAAAUAUACUUCAUGAUACAGUUGUAAUUAAAUGUCGAGUAUGUUCAAUACCACAAGUCAAUCAUAUCUAUUGGUUUAGAGAAAAUCAACAAAUUAUAGAUGUUAAUAUUGAUAUUAAAACACAAAUCAUUGAUGAUCAAUGUUCCGAAUCACUUAUGAAAAUUAUUAAUAUAAAUGAGUAUCAAUUUGGUCAAUAUGAAUGUCGUGCGGAUAAUAUUUUAGGAUAUAAAUCAGAUUAUACUUCAAUUCAACAAAUUUCAAGAAUUCGAAAAGUAAAACAAAAAAUUUAUACAGAUGAAAUAAAUCGAAAUGGACGUACAGCCUUAUCAUAUAAUAAAACACAAAAGAGAAAGAAAAAUCAAACAAUAACAACUAAUAUGGUUAAUGUCGUUAAAGGUGCAUUGCUCAAAUGCGAUCCAGCUAUAAUUCAAUAUUUAAUUUAUUUAGAUGAAACAUUAGCAUUUGGAGAAAAAUUUAUUUUAAAUCGAUUAGAUGAACAACAUUUAUUUGUUCAAUCAACAGCAGUAACAAUGAUUAAACAAAAAUUACAAGAACAAAUUGAUAAAAUUUCUUAUGAUUCAACACAAACAAAAUAA